This is a messenger RNA of Micromonas pusilla CCMP1545, 1236 nucleotides long. RefSeq lists its product as uncharacterized. Lineage: Eukaryota; Viridiplantae; Chlorophyta; Mamiellophyceae; Mamiellales; Mamiellaceae. The record is from RefSeq and is a predicted model, not a curated record. The coding region runs from base 1 to 1236 and encodes 411 amino acids. The transcript has a single exon.
AUGUGUGCACCCGAUUCCCAAUUCAAUUCCGACGAAGAAAGAGAAAAAGUAAACGAACGCCGAUCGCUGAAGCUCCAAAUCCCGCCUCCUCCACUCCGCGCGCAGAUCCGCCUCCUCCUCGACUCUUUAAACUACUCCACGCGCAACUUCGAGCACAUCGACAAAAAAUGCGCCAUGAUGGUCUUCGAGUCGCUCGUCACCGUGGGCGACAAGACGUCGACGCUCGACGCCGCGGGGGGUGUCCUUCCGGUCCCGUCGCCGCUUCUCGUCGCGCGGUGUUACAGCGAAACCUGCAUCACGCACUUGCGCGGACCGAAACCCAACGUCAAGGCGUUCAAAGAAGCCGUGCACGCGUACCUCGUGGAGGAUCUGAAGGACACGUCGCCGUGGCUGGACGCGGAGACGCUCGUGAACUGCCGCGACGGCUUGGCCAGGGUGUGCGAGUGGGCGACCCCGGCGCGCGCGGGAGAGGUGCUCAACCGCUGGCACGCGGAGAAGGAGCUUCUGCAGCAGCUCGCGCAGUACGCCUCGAGCGUGAUCAAGGCGAUGGGGCCGAGCUUUUUGGAGCUCGUCGCGAUUGACAUCGCGCGCGGGGCGUACAACCCGAUGGUCGAGGAGGGGUUGCUGCUGCCGAAGAAGGAGAGGGACGGCGACGCGAGGGCGGCGGCGGCGCGUCGCGACGCGACGACGUCGAGCGACGAGGACGAGGACGAGGACGAGGACGCGCCGCCCGCGGCGAAGGCGGCGAAGGCGACGACGAGGACGACCCGCGGCGGCGGCGAAGACGCGGCGGCGUGGAAGAAGCUCGGGAAGCGAGCGACGGCGAACGAGACGCAAGAAGAGAUCGCCCCCGCGGACGACGACGACGACGACGAGCCCUCCCCCGCGGCGAUCCGCGCGAAGAAGAUGAAGAUCUCGUCCACGCGGAAACCCGGCGCGACGACGGUGGAGUGGGACGGGGACUCGCAGUUUACGACCCCGGGCGAGAAGGGGACGCCGACGCUGCCGAGUUUCGCCGUCGAAAAGAAGAAGCACGCGACGACGGCCACGGGGAGGAAAAAGAAACAGUACUGGUCCGACGAGGAGGUGAAAGAGCUCGAGCGGUUGGUGAAGAAGUACGGCGAGAGCAACUGGAAGAAGAUUCAGACGGAAGGCGCCGGGGUUUUUGACCCGGCGCGGACGAACGUGCACUUGAAGGACAAGUGGCGGACGAUGCAAAAGGGAAACAGGGGGUGA